AUGUUACAACAAAAUCAAAUAUCCAACUUGCUUAAAUCAGCACUACAGUCGCCUACCUCGUCAACCACUCCCAACUUCCACCCUAUAUCAAUCUCACUAUUGUCCAACCACGGUAACCCACUAAUUUCACUCACCACUAAACAGUUUCCUAAGCAACAAGAACAAGUACAGGCAAAGCAAGUAGUAAGUGACCGCCAAUGGCAACCACAGCCUCCACUGCAGCUUCAUUCCUCGCACAGUUCCAACGCCGGCACACCAACAACAACGACAUCAGCAGCGGCGGCAUUAGGAGGUGGUGGAGCACCAGGAGACGAGCACGGACAGGGUCACAGCACCAAAAAAGGAGCACCAGCAUCACUAAGCACUGACUCGCAAAGUGGUGGAGUAUCUACAAUUGCAUUGGACCAAUUGAAGAUCUAUUCGUUGGUUGCUUACAACUCCUGCUUUCAAUCACCAGCCGCCACGACCGACGCAGGUGGAUUAUCUAGUGAUGUCAACAACUGGUCGAUUGUGGACUUUGGCAAUGUGAGAUGCAUCAUAUCGAAAAUUGACCUCUCCAACCAAUUUGAGUCGAAUAAUCAUAAUGGUGGAUCACAACAUCGAAACGACAACGGACAAGAUAUUAAACGCGGUGAUAACCAGAUAUCAGCUACUGACUACAAUGACGCUGACAAUGACGAUGAUGAAGUUGAAAGCUAUCAGGAACAUUCAUUUAGGGGAUAUUUUGUCGUUUUAUUCUAUCAAGCAAAGCAGUCGUCAGUGAAACAGAGUACCGAUUCGAGUAGCGAGGUUGAAGCGGAGGCUGAUGCUGUCGCCAAGAUCAAAAUUGAUGCCGUUACGAAUGCGUUGAGAGAGGGGUUGACAGGGUAUCGCGAGCCACAGCUUACGUACUGA
Lodderomyces theae is the source of this 894-nucleotide messenger RNA. RefSeq lists its product as uncharacterized. The record is from RefSeq and is a predicted model, not a curated record. Bases 1 to 894 code for a protein of 297 amino acids. Lineage: Eukaryota; Fungi; Ascomycota; Pichiomycetes; Serinales; Debaryomycetaceae. The transcript has a single exon.